Molecule: messenger RNA, 1089 nt
Organism: Oncorhynchus nerka (sockeye salmon)
Lineage: Eukaryota; Metazoa; Chordata; Actinopteri; Salmoniformes; Salmonidae
Product: 5-hydroxyisourate hydrolase-like
Exons: 3
Biological process (GO): purine nucleobase metabolic process
Molecular function (GO): hydroxyisourate hydrolase activity
Source: RefSeq, a predicted model, not a curated record
ACACCGGGAUGGGCGUCCCUGGAGCCCACGUGGCCCUCAGCCUGCAUCGCAUGGAUCCCUCCACUUCACUCUGGAACCUUCUCACCACAGGGUAACCUCAACACAAGGACUACGAAUGAUGAUGGGCGCUGCCCAGGACUCAUCACCAGAGAAAAUAUCACUCCAGCCGUGUACAAGAUGCGCUUUGAGACGGGCCAAUACUGGGGGAGUCUGGGAGAGACCUCUUUCUACCCAUACGUGGAGAUAGUCUUCACCAUAACGGACCACAAUCAGAAGUUCCAUGUUCCUCUGCUCUGCAGCCGCUUCUCCUACACUACCUACCGGGGAAGCUAGAGAGUCUGUCACUCACCAUCUCUCACCUGGGCCACGUUCAGUUGCCAAACGUUGUCUAAUCCCGGGUAACCCAGAACUGAUGUCUUGCGUAAUUGUCAGAUGCUUGAUUAAGUUCCGGGUCCAUGUGUGUAAAAGGAAGAGAUCGGAACCGGAACAAAGAGCUCUACCCUUCUCGCUUUGCAAGUCUGUGGUUCAAAUGUCUCCUUCCAAAAUUCGAUUUGUGAUUAAUUCAAAGCACCGGAACUAAUGCUGCUCAUUAUCUCACGCACCCCGUUGUAAUCAUGCCAGAUCUACGGAACCAUUUAUGUUUACGUAGUCUGUCCACGAGAGAUUAAACAUUGUCGAACGUUGCAGAUAGAAAUGCCAUGACCAGUUGACAUGAUUCCUUGUUCUACAUGUCAGAUAGAAAUAUGUUAUGAAGAAUACACAUCUGAACGUUCCAAAACGUUGUGUCCUGAUGAAUGCUCCCCGCACCUGUCACCUGGGCCUAUUCUGGUGGUUGAAAGUCAUCCUUCAGUUACAAUGGGUAGAAAUGUACCUAAGAAAGCACUCUCUUCUGUAAUACUAGUUAUACUAUUAUAGUUAUUGAGUACAGAACACAAGAACUCUAUCCUUUCUAUGUGGUACCUAGAAAGGACAGAGAGUAGACAUUCUCUGAGAUCCCAGUCAUUUGUUUCACCGGCCUUUAGAUGACGGCAAACACUUUUAAAAAAGUUUGAUCUGAUUAUUAACAAAAUGUAUAAGCUUUAUUGGACA